This is a messenger RNA of Rotaria sp. Silwood2, 1026 nucleotides long. Lineage: Eukaryota; Metazoa; Rotifera; Eurotatoria; Philodinida; Philodinidae. The record is from the annotation of a GenBank genome assembly.
AUGACAACACAAGUGAAGUCUAUAUUUAACCUUUCACGUCUUCAAAGUAUACUUGAUCAACUAACAACGUACACAAUCGUAUGCUUCGGUAUUUUUCAAAUCGACGAGAAUCAUAUUAAAGUCGUGAAGAAAUUACAACAAAGAUUUACAAAAAUUAAAAAAUUUGAAGACUAUAAAUUAUGUGAAGAAUAUAUUAAAACUAAUCUUUCCAAUCUAAACGAUCUUAUUAAGAAAUUAACUAAAGAUCAACAAAUUCUUCUACGAAAAGAUGAAACUUCAAGACCAAAUAUAUAUAAUCGUUCUAAACGUGAUUUUUUUUUGAUCUAUGAACAACGCAAUGCUGAAUUUCUGUAUUUUCAACUAUUUCUUGGAAGUCUUAUGAAAAUGUCAUAUGAUGAUAUUAGAGCUAAACAGAAACUAAUUGAUCCUUGGCGUAUACACUGCUCUAAUAACACAGAACAAGAGAAAAACAAUUGCAAUUUUGAAACAUCUUAUAAUCCAAUGCAAGAUGUAUAUUGGUAUUCAACGGAAAUGUUUUUCUAUUCAAUUUUAAACAAAGCAUUUCGUGAUCAAAAUAUUGAUACUUUAUUUGCAAUGCGAUAUUUUAUUCUUAAUUUAACUCACCAAUUAGCUGAUCAACAUUUAAAAGCUUACAGAAUCGUACCAUCAAAUCAUGAAGAUUUAUCAAAACUCUAUACAAUAGUAGCAGAUAUUUAUCAAGGUAACAAUCAAUUUGAGUUAGCGGGAAAAUAUUAUCAAAAGGCGCUGGAUUCAACCUCAGUCUAUUUUUCUGAAAACCAUGUUGAAAUUGCAGUCGUAUACACAAAUUUUGGAGCUUUAUAUAGUAAACUCGGUGGAAAUGCUGAAGCACUGGAUUAUUAUUUUAAAGCUCGAGAAAUAUUCCUUAGAUCAUCUUUAAAAGGUCACAAAAAUUUUGUAGAACUGGAAGAAGAAAUGAAGGCGAAGACGGAAGCAAUUGUUGACAAGUUUUUCGAAUCCUACGAUAAGAAACGUAGGAAAAAAUAA